AUGAUAUCAUUAUUGGGCUUAUCGCAGGAUUUGUCGGUACAAGAAGCCUUAUCGGGCAUCUUUGGAAGUAUAAGUUUGGCGACUUGGAUCUUUUUGUUGAGUGCCGAUGGAGUAUCAUUGGCUUUCUUAACGGUGUGGUUUAUUGGCGACAUCACGAAUCUUGCCGGUGCAAUUUGGGCCGAUCUUGUCCCUACAGUUGUUGUCCUAGCCAUCUACUUCUGUAUUGCCGACUUCGUACUCAUUGGACAAUGUCUUUACUACAACAAAAAGAACGCUCAGAAACACCGAGAAACAGAAUCCACUGCACCAACAGAGGAAGACCCUCUUCUUACCCGUCGACGAAGUAACAGCAGUAUUGGACUUCCAGGAUCUCACAGAAGACGUUCUUCAGCAAUAAGCGGAAAUCAACACCAUGAAGAUACCUUGACCAAAAUCUUGGAAGAAGAAGAUUCGUCAGAUGGAAAUGCUUGGGUGAGGAAUGUUGUUAGCGUUUUACUGGUUAUUGCUGCCGGAACAGCUGGGUGGGCUAUUGCUUGGAGAAGUGGUGUUUGGAUUCCCACCCCGGAGAAUGGUGGUGAUGUCCCCAAGACGAAUGAUGUUGCUGUUGGAGCAGAAGUACUAGGAUAUUUCAGUGCGAUCUGUUAUCUUGGUGCCCGAAUUCCUCAAAUUUUGAAGAAUUAUAAGGAGAAGUCUUGUGAUGGCCUCGCACUGCUUUUCUUCCUCCUUUCAUUAAUGGGCAAUCUUACAUAUGGUGCUGGCAUCCUUUUCCAUUCUCUGGAGAAAGAAUACCUCAUUGUCAAUACUCCAUGGCUCAUUGGAUCUUUGGGGACGAUUGUUGAAGAUGCAGUUAUCUUCCUUCAAUUCAGAAUGUAUGCACCUAAGCAAACUUCAACAUCUGCCGUAGAAUAG
Messenger RNA from Sclerotinia sclerotiorum 1980 UF-70, 909 nucleotides. RefSeq lists its product as hypothetical. NCBI's taxonomy places the organism in Eukaryota, Fungi, Ascomycota, Leotiomycetes, Helotiales, Sclerotiniaceae. Bases 1 to 909 code for a protein of 302 amino acids. The record is from RefSeq and is a predicted model, not a curated record. The transcript is spliced from 5 exons. Gene Ontology annotation, biological process: basic amino acid transmembrane export from vacuole. Gene Ontology annotation, cellular component: fungal-type vacuole membrane.